Molecule: messenger RNA, 2175 nt
Organism: Dermochelys coriacea (leatherback sea turtle)
Lineage: Eukaryota; Metazoa; Chordata; Testudines; Dermochelyidae
Exons: 6
Coding region: 111-776 (221 amino acids)
Source: RefSeq, a predicted model, not a curated record
CUUCUCCUUAAACAAACCUGCCCUUUUGGUCGUGGGAAAGGGAGCAAAUAAGGACCAAAUGGGAAGUUCAUCUCCUGGUAAGUGUGAAAGAAAGAAACAUAGCAACUCGUAUGAGAGAAAAGAGCCCCCAGGUUCCUGUUAUAACUAUCGACUGCAUUCCAGAUCCUGCUACCACCUGGCAGCUCAGCAAGAAGAGCAGCUCCUCGCAUAGCCCAGGCAAGCCCGCUAGAAGGGAGUCUUCCUUGGCCAAGAGUAGAAAUCUGUUUCUAAGGGAAAGCUACAACCCCCCAGGAUUCAGACCCUCAGCCCUGGGAGCACCUCUGCGCAAAACGAGCUGUCUGAUGACUUCUCCCUGCAAGCAGAGCUGUGGCUCUCGAAAGAACCAGAGGUGCAUUUCUCCAGGGCCUGGUCUAAGGACAGGCAGCUUUCAUCACAGAGAACUACUAGGGCAGCAAAAGACUGAAGCAAACCCACUGCUCUCUCUUCCCUCAUCCGGGCACUUACGGAAAGCCAGAUUGAUGUCCCUCAAUCCUGUGAGAGCCAAAGCCCCCGAUCCUGCCUUCUGUGGACUCGUCGUAGCAGAGAGGCUCUGGACCAGGCCAGCAGCACUUCCUGACAAGCCCGUCUCUCCCCACACUUUGGACCCUGCGGGAAUCCUUCACUACCCUUCGCUCUGCUCCCUGCGGGAAGAAGAAGAAGAUGAGGGCUGUGAGCUGCAGGAGCCUAGGGACUGCAGAGUGAGAAAGCACCAUCUGGACGGCAAUUUGAUUUCCUAGGGCUGGGCAGCAGGGAGAACCUGGCCCACCUUGCUGGAUAUCAUGGUAUAAUUGUUUCCUCUCCAGUAUCAACGACAGUGGCUGAGUCGCCGUUUGGCCCUCUCCAGACCCCUACCCCAAUAUGAUGCUUAUGAUAGUAUCCCAAAUACAGAUCGUUGGCUCACAGCAAAUUUUCCUCCUUUCAUCCUGCUGACGUUGCUAAGCGAGAUAGACAGAGGCACCCUGCUCCACAGGUCAGGGCUGCUCCCUUCGGUAGCUAGGAACCUAGACAAAUGGCCCUUAGCCCCUCCAGGAGCAAUGGGGGCUCCUUACAUACUCCCUCUGCUCAGACUGAAGCCUAUAAGACAGGUCAGCCACCACCUACCCAUCCUGUAGACGUCACCACUGCUGACAGUUUAUUACACAGUCAUAGUGGGGCUGAGCACUUACCCUCAUUAGAGCAAAACCUUGUCCGUUCCUCUGGGAUGGGAGGAGCCUUUGUGGAGCAGACAAAGAGAGGAACUCUGCACCCCUUUGCAGAGCUUCAUGCCAGUUGCACAUAGCUCUGGGUGUUGUGGCUGGGACUGGGAUUAUGCCUCACUGCUGGCCACACAUUUCAGAGAGGGAGUGUGGGGACUCCAGGAGACCUGGCUCUGCCACUGGCCUGCUGGAUGACCUGGGGCAGUCACUACCCCGCUCUGUGCCUCAGUUUCCCCAUCUGUAAAAUGGCAACAACGAGUCCCUUGGCUCUUUUUAUGAAGCCCUUUGAAUGCUCCGGAGGAAAAGGGCUACAUAAGUGCGAGGUAGUACUAGGAAGCUAGCGGGCAAGGAUGGGCUGCAGAGUUGCCUGACACCCGCUCCAACGGUUUGGGUGUUGAUUCCCUUCCCACAGCUGCUCUGGCAUGCUCUGCCCCAAGCCCAUUUAGUCAGGCUGCGUGGGGAGAAAAGAGGGAAUUUCACCCAGGUUGAAUGAGCAAUUGGGUGAGUGAUCAUACUAUCCUGGGUCUUCGAUUUAACAAAGCACUGGACUCUGCCACCGUGCCAUGUGACUGCUACUGUGGUCCUUUGCAUUGAGACGAAGUCGCUCUUCAGUAGCUAGUUUCAUUUUAGUCCUAGAAGGUGCUGCUGUGAAAGUGUAAUUGUGAUAGUAUAUGGAUCACUGUCAGGCAGUGACCUCCCAUCUGAUGGCUGUAUUCGUGACCUCUGAGAAAGGCAUGCCAUGGAGUUGUGUUGCUGUGAACCUAUGAAUAGUUUAAUCGUCUGCUCCUUUCAAAAUGUCUGGCUGUACCACUAGAAAAGGGAAGGGGCUGGUAUUUAACUAGCUGUGAGUGAUCCAGGCAUCCGAGUGGAGCUGUUUUUUGAAGACCAAAGUCUUCUGGGCGCUGCACCACGCUUCUAAUAAAUCGAUUUUAGUCGUCUG